This is a messenger RNA of Rotaria sp. Silwood1, 492 nucleotides long. Lineage: Eukaryota; Metazoa; Rotifera; Eurotatoria; Philodinida; Philodinidae. The record is from the annotation of a GenBank genome assembly.
AUGAAUUUGACAUUCAAAGAACGUUUAAGUAUUGCACUUGGAAUUUCUAAAGGACUUGGAGAAUUGCGUCUAGCUGAAAUCGUUCAUAGAGAUUUUAAGCCAGCAAGUGUUCUUCUUCAAUCAGAUCCGAGUGGACAUGGUUAUAUACCAAAAAUAGCUGAUUUUGAUGUGAAUUUUCUUAUUCAAACAGCGUCGGCUACAGCUGUUCAAAAGUUAGGUGGCACUGUUGGAUAUGAUACACCAGAAGUGGCCGAUGGAAAUACCCCAUCAUUUCAAACUGAUAUUUAUGCUCUUUCAUUUAUACUCUACGACCUAUUGACAGUUCAGCAUCCAUUUGGCGAUCUAAGAGAUAUGCAAAUAAUAACGAAAUUCACAAUAAAAGAGGAACGUCCUAAAGAUUGGAGCGUACUUGGUGUUCAUCCGACAGUACCAAUGGUGUCACAUGUGUUGAAAAACAUGAUUGAAAAAGGUUGGUUAUCGACUCCUAAAUAA